GGCAAUGCAAAUCAUCACUAGCCAGCUCAUAGCCUAAGGUAGCUACCGAUUCUCUAGCACCGUAACCGUAAUUUCAAGUCAUGUCCACCAAUGUCCACCAAGCGCGCCACCCAUAGAGUUAGACACUCCAGAUGCGGAUGUAUGGAGGCAAUAUUCCAAAAACCCCUAAGCCUUCUCUGUCUUGCUGCGAGGUCUUCUUGCUAUAAAGUUGCUUUCCCAGUGCAUUGCUUUUCGAAUCAUCCAAACAAUUACAUUCUUUAAUCAACCGGUUAUCACCGAUCACACUCGUUUCCAACGAACUCGCUCUCUAUACCUAAUAACCUAAUCCCACUACCAAACCCUCACCCACCACCACCAACCACCACCUCUCCAACCAACAUCAAGAUGCGUUCCUUCGCCGUCAUUGCUGGCUUCGCCGCCGCUGCCAACGCCCUCGUUGCCACUCCCUACGAGUCGGAGGCUGCCUAUUACGAGUCCUCCACCGAGGCUGCCUACUACGCUUCCUCUACUGAAGCCGCUUACUACGCUUCCUCCACCGAGGCUGCUUACUACGCGUCCUCCUCAUCCGAGGCCAUGUACGACAGCUACCCCUCGUCCACCCCCGUCUACGACUCGUACUCCACCUCCACCGAGGUCCCCACCUACGAGACCCCCGUCGGCUACUCCACCACCGUCAUCUCCAAGUACGAGACUGACUGCCCGGAGCCCACCACCGUCACCUGGAACAAGAAGACCUACACCGUCACCAAGAGCACCAAGUUGAUCAUCGAGGAGCCCUGCACGACCACUGUCCCCGUCUACGCUUCCGCCAAGUCCUCCGGCGCUGUCUACAUGCCAUCCAGCAUGGCCGCUGGUAGCUCCUCCAAGGCCGUCUCCUCCAUGGCCGCUGGCAGCUCCUCCAUGCCUUACGUUCCCGCUGGCAGCGCUUCCAAGCCCGUCUGGGCCAGCACCGGUACCUCCGGCGCCAGCUCCGUCCCCGUUGUUCCCUACUACCCCGUCCCCUCCAACGGCACCUCGUACACGCCCCCCAAGGCUACCGGUACCGGUGCCCCCAGCUCCACCAAGCCCACUCUUCCCGAGUCCACCGGCGCUGCUGCGCAGAUGGGUGUUGGUAUGCUCGCUGUCAUUGGCGCCGUCGCUGCUUUCUUGUAAACAGCCAGCUUCGAGUAGUUUGUUGAAGUCUUGCACGGACAACAUCAGACGGUUUUCGAGUCUGCUAUUUCUACAAGGGCAUUGAUUGCUUCAUGGGUAACGAUCUUAGGGUUUACAUCAUGACACGGACAGGUAUUAGCUUGUCAGUUCUAGGGGGAUUAUUGGCUUGUAAUUCGGUUGGCAUAUGUUUCUAGAUCCUGGCUGUUGGGAAGGGGUCGGCAAGACAAUGACAUGGUUCUCUUCUUAUGGUUUCUGGACCGCGGCGUACUUUUUACCUUCUGAGUGUCGGGGAUUUGAUAGGCUCGAUACCCACAUGGCCGAUUGAAUAGACAUUUCU
This is a messenger RNA of Dothidotthia symphoricarpi CBS 119687, 1489 nucleotides long. RefSeq lists its product as uncharacterized. Gene Ontology annotation, molecular function: structural constituent of cell wall. The record is from RefSeq and is a predicted model, not a curated record. NCBI's taxonomy places the organism in Eukaryota, Fungi, Ascomycota, Dothideomycetes, Pleosporales, Dothidotthiaceae. Gene Ontology annotation, biological process: fungal-type cell wall organization. The transcript has a single exon. The coding region runs from base 385 to 1152 and encodes 255 amino acids. Gene Ontology annotation, cellular component: fungal-type cell wall.